Messenger RNA from Cephus cinctus (wheat stem sawfly), 766 nucleotides. RefSeq names its product 5-hydroxyisourate hydrolase-like. The coding region runs from base 193 to 576 and encodes 127 amino acids. The transcript has 2 exons. The record is from RefSeq and is a predicted model, not a curated record. Gene Ontology annotation, biological process: purine nucleobase metabolic process. Gene Ontology annotation, molecular function: hydroxyisourate hydrolase activity. NCBI's taxonomy places the organism in Eukaryota, Metazoa, Arthropoda, Insecta, Hymenoptera, Cephidae.
CGUGCUUGAUUUGCCAAAAAAUAUUUUACAUGAAGAACAUUGCUGCAACGCACACUUGCGCUAUAUGCCUUUCGACCUAUGACUCCAUUUUAUCACGAUCCAGUUGACAUGCAGGAACUUUAGACCUUUGAAAUCGUUUCUACGGAGCAUAUCGCCCCAAGUUAACCACAGUCACUGAUCAACACUUCAGUCAUGAGUGGUCAGGAUGGAAAAGCAUUGAAAACGGAGGAUAAACCACAUAUUUCAACUCAUGUCUUGGAUACCAGUCGAGGACAUCCAGUCGAUGGACUCUCAGUCAGUCUGUAUAAACUCGUCGAUGGAAGAUGGAUUUUUUAUAAAGAGAGCAAUACCAAUGCGAACGGAAGAUGUGCCGACCUUCUGAACUCUGAGGAGCUCAAUUUCACGGUUGGUCGCUACAAGAUCCACUUCGAUGUGGAAAAGUACUUCAGUUCUACCAACACCAACACAAUGUACCCAUUCAUCGAGAUUGUGUUUGACGUUAAGAACUCUACAGAACAUUACCACAUACCGGUUCUCCUGAAUCCCUUUGGCUACACGACAUACAGAGGAUCCUAAAGCGUCAACUGAAAAACGACAGUGUUAAUGUAGAAAAAUAUCAUUUAUUUCAUUGAAAAAAAAAGUUACAAAUCUGCAGACUUCAAAUCGUUCAAGAGAGUAUGUUUCUGUUUAUUAUGAAAUAUAGUUUUGUACUUGCAGCAGGUACGCCUGUGAACUGUUCCGAAUGAAUAAUAACGAUAGAAUUGAA